Folsomia candida is the source of this 928-nucleotide messenger RNA. It is a transcript of the gene Rab8, whose product is annotated as ras-related protein Rab-8A. Gene Ontology annotation, molecular function: GTPase activity; GTP binding. The transcript has 5 exons. The record is from RefSeq and is a predicted model, not a curated record. Gene Ontology annotation, biological process: protein secretion; protein localization to plasma membrane; regulation of exocytosis. Lineage: Eukaryota; Metazoa; Arthropoda; Collembola; Entomobryomorpha; Isotomidae. Gene Ontology annotation, cellular component: plasma membrane; endosome; synaptic vesicle. Bases 114 to 752 code for a protein of 212 amino acids.
ACUUCUCCACUUAAUACAAAAAAAAUUGACAACCAAAACACACUCAUCUUUCCUCGCAAAAUACUCUCCACCAACACAAAAAAUAGACUGAAAACUAAUUAAAAACUAAAAAAAUGACGAAAGCGUACGACUAUUUAUUUAAAUUGCUCUUAAUCGGCGACUCCGGGGUGGGAAAAACCUGCGUCCUUUUCAGAUUCUCAGAAGAUGCGUUCAACUCGACGUUUAUCUCAACCAUUGGGAUCGACUUCAAAAUCCGCACGAUAGAACUCGACGGGAAGAAGAUCAAAUUGCAGAUUUGGGACACCGCGGGCCAGGAGCGAUUCCGCACCAUAACAACGGCCUAUUACCGCGGCGCCAUGGGGAUCAUGCUCGUUUACGACAUAACGAAUGAAAAGAGCUUUGAAAACAUUAAGAACUGGAUCAGGAACAUUGAGGAGCAUGCCGCCCCCGACGUGCAAAAAAUGAUCCUGGGCAACAAAUGCGACAUGAACGACAAGAGGGCAGUCUCCAAAGAAAGAGGGGAACAGCUCGCCGUGGAGUAUGGCAUCAGAUUCCUGGAAACCUCUGCGAAAGCCUCCUACAACGUUGAAGAGUCCUUUUACAUCCUGUCACGUGACAUAAAAUCGCAUAUCGACAAGAAACUGGAGCAGCAGCAGAGCAAUUCCGGCGGCCGUCAGCAGUUGAACAAUAAUUCCAACAAUGUCGUAUUAAGCAAAGGCGGGGGCAGGGGGGCGGGGGGUUCCAGGGGAUGAAGGGCUGGCUACAGGGCAUGAGGUGCGUCGUUUUGUAGGGUUUACUCUGUUUUUAAUUAACGGGUGGGUGGCGCGCGUAAGGUGGGAGGAAUGAAUCUUUUAUAUUAUAUGAUAAAUUGUUGUUAUGGUUUCGUUAUUAUUAUUAUUCUUAAAUAAAUUUUUUGUGGAUGGAGAAA